AUGGGUGAAAAUGAAGGGAGAGAUGAUGAAGAUCUAGGGACAGACAUGUCUUUGCCUUGUUGGCUCUCUCCAGUGUACCUUAGACACAUCAACCAUCUCAUUCUCUGUCUGAGGACGAAUGAGGCAAACCCCUGGAGAGCUUUGGGGUGUCUGAAGCAGAAGAAAUCUGUGAUGUUAGGGGACCCUGCUAUGGUGCAAGAAUGUGUAUCAUGCCUGCUUAUCCUUAGCUUCAUUACUGAGGAAGAGAGGACCCUAGUAUGUCUGAGCACUGGUCCAGGGGUCUCUGUGACCUUCACAGGCAGCAGAGUGCUGAACAGAGGGAGGCAAGAAGGUGACUCAGCAAAAGAUGACUCAGUAGCCAGUGUUGGUGCAAACUUUGGGAGUCUGACCCCAGUUUCCCUAGUGCCUGUCUGUGAGCACAAAGACCUCUGUGACCCCGCUGUCCCUUUGGCAUUGGAAAACCUAUCAGGGGCCUCCUCCUUGGAGAAGACGGAUUCUUCCUCUCUUGGCAGCCAUUUAUUUCCUGAAGCUCUUCAUCUAGGGGUGGGAUUAUGUAUUGGUGAUGGGUGGUACCCUGUGGGUAGUUCUCUGCGCUUCAGUCAGUUGUCGAUUCCUGUUAUUAUCCCAUCUGCUGCAAAAAGAAGCUUCAUGGGUGAGGUCAUGGGGGAUUUUCCAGGUCAUGUCUUUCCCGGAACACUUUUCUUUGUCAUAGGUCUUUGGUGGAGUAUAAAGCACAUUCUGGAGCAUGUUUGUCGACAGCAAAAGAGGUCUUCCUCCCUUAUUACCAAGAAAUUCUUCUUUCGAGCAGAAAUUGUGGAAGGAAUUGUGAUUACUGGUGUGGCAUUAAUAGGAAUAAUUGGUCUGUACCUUGUGCUUGGAAAGCGAAAUCAGCUCUCGGAUAAAGAAUCCCAGUUGGUUCUAAUCCUGCACUGGCAUCAUCUGGCCAUGUAUGUCUUCUUUGCAUUGCUAGGUGGGACCAAGAUCUUAUGUUUCACCGUUCGUUCACUUCCAGUCUCUUUGGUCAAGCUAAUGUUAGCAAAUGCCUGCUUUGUGGAUGCUUUUAUUUUCCACAAUCACACACAUGGCCGGACAUUGGUGGACACCUUUGGGCACCAACUGUUGAGCUUCGCUAUAUUUUUGGCAGGUCUAGUUGCCUUUAUAGAAUUUUUCACAAAGAACAAUGUAGUUCUGGCGCUCCUGAGGUCGAGCCUCGUCAUGCUACAUGGGAUAUGGUUCUGUCAGGUUGCUUUUGUCCUGUUUCCCAAAAAUAGAGACCAUGCGUGGGACCUGUCUGAUCAUAGCAACGUUCUGUUUCUCACUGUAUGCUUUUGUUUGCAUUAUGCAUUGACCUAUGUCAUCAUUGGAAUUAAUUAUGCUCUUGUAACCUGGUUGGUGAAGUGGAGACUUAGCAAGCUCUCCACCUCAGAAACUCAACUUCUGAAAAAUCCUGAACAGCAAGAAGAUUCAGAAGAUGAAAUGUGA
Messenger RNA from Arvicola amphibius (Eurasian water vole), 1482 nucleotides. Its product is annotated as transmembrane protein 45A-like. The record is from RefSeq and is a predicted model, not a curated record. Lineage: Eukaryota; Metazoa; Chordata; Mammalia; Rodentia; Cricetidae. The transcript is spliced from 10 exons. The coding region runs from base 1 to 1482 and encodes 493 amino acids.